AGGCGGCUCCUCGGCGCGGCCCGCGCGCCGCGCGGCGGCCCGCAAUGGAGGAAAGCCCCCAGCGCCAGGCAAAGGCGCGAAGAGCCUGAGGUUGCACCGCAUGCUGCAGGCCGAGCAGUGGAGUGGGCCCUGCGUCUUUCCCCCUCGCGACGUGCUUCGCGGAGGCGGCAGCGACGAAGGGAGGCCCCCCAAGCCCAGCCGCAGCCGGCGGCGCGCCGACCGCAGGCUGAAACUCGCCACCUGCAGGCAAGCUGUCUGGGACCUCUACACCCUCACUCCACCCUGGUGGGGGUCGCCGUGGGAGGUACAUACGGAGGACGGGCAGUGGAGGCCGCCAGAGUGGAUAGAGCCCGACGUGAGCCCGCUAGUCGCCACAGCUGGACAGGGGCAGCGUCACGAGAGGGCGACCAGUUCGUGCGAGAAGGACGGGCAGUGGCUGCCUGCAGUGGAAACAACCAGCUCGUGUGAGAAAGACGGGCAGUGGCAGCUGCAGGAAGGCGCUGGCUGUACACGUGUGAACGACGGGCAGUGGCAGGUGCGAGAAGAAGGCGGCGAAGCGGGGCACACACGUGAUCAGCCACAACUCGGGAACAUCUGCGCUAUCUACACCCUGAAACACUCUACCUCGUUCCCCCUCGUCGCCACGGCUGGACCAGAAAACAGGAAUGGCGAGAAGACGGGAGAGGCGAAAGUAGAGAAGGACGGACAGUGGCAGCGUCAAGAAAGAGUGACCAGCUCGGGCGAGAAGGGCGAGCAAUGGCUGCUACGAGAGGCUGUCGGUGCUUGCGAGAAGGGAAGGCAGCGGCAGUUUACAGCAGAUGCAACCAGUACGUGCGAGAAGGACGGGCAGUGGCGGCUACGAGAGGCUGCCGGUACGUGCGAGGAGGGCUGGCAGUGGCAGCCUACAGCGGAUGCAACCAGUUCGUGCGAGAAGGGCGGACAGUGGCUUCUACGAGAGGCUGUCGGUGCUGUCGGUGCGUGCGAGAAGGGCGGGCAGUGGAAGCCUACAGCGGACGCAACCAGUUUGUGCGAAAAGGACGGGCAGUGGCAGCUCUGGGACGGCAGUGGCGGUGCUCGCGAGAAGGGCGGGCAGUGGCAGCCGGCAGCGGAUGCAACCAGUUCGUGCGAGAAGGACGGGCAGUGGCAGCUCGGGGACGGCAGUGGCUGUGCGCGCGAGAAAGACGGGCGGUGGCAGGUGCGAGAAGAAGCGGGCGGUGUAGCGGAGCCCCCACGUGAUCAGCUACAAUUCGGAAAUCAGCGCGGCACAAGCAUAGCUAUGUGGAAAUCCCGAGCUGAAAUCGCCAAGGUGUGGCUGGCGGACGGAGACAAAACGAUAAAACCCGACAUCGUCAACUACAGCGCUGGGAGGAACAGCGCUUGCGAGAAGCUGCAGCGGAAUACGAAGGCGAGAAAUAAUACCAACGACAUCAGCUACAGCAUAGAAAGCGGUGCAGAGACCGUCACCUGCAGCGCGAGGGAGCAGAGCAGAGCGGCUUCGCACCACGAGAAGUGGCUGGCCAAGCGGUUCGGGCGAAAGGCGAAGCUGGAACCCAAUUCCUACCUAGCUAGCUACUCCGACGUGGGAGCGAAGACCAGAGUCGUCAGGGCACAGCCGACACUCGAGGAGUGGAUCUACGGCCCUGGCGGGUGAUGCUGGCGUGGACGCGGGAGUACGGCGCGUGCACGACCAGCUGAGGGUGGCGCCCGAGCACGGCCGCCCCAUACCCUGCAUGGGAGCCCCUUGAGAAUGGGGGCAUACCUGGGGGAGGGGCACAGCGCCGAGGUCGGGCCCCAGACUUGCACCCGCAAGAGGCCGAAAUCCCUGAAAUCUCC
This is a messenger RNA of Prorocentrum cordatum, 1833 nucleotides long. Lineage: Eukaryota; Dinophyceae; Prorocentrales; Prorocentraceae. The record is from the annotation of a GenBank genome assembly.